Molecule: messenger RNA, 1278 nt
Organism: Prunus armeniaca (apricot)
Lineage: Eukaryota; Viridiplantae; Streptophyta; Magnoliopsida; Rosales; Rosaceae
Source: the annotation of a GenBank genome assembly
AUGUCAAACUUGUCGAGGGUGUUGGAGAGGCAACAGAAACAAAGGGAAGAAAUCCGGCGCAGACGUGCUCAAGAAGAUCGGGACGCCGAUGAAGAAGAGGAACAAAUGCUUGCAGCAGUGGUGUGUAUGAUGGAUCAAUCAAGGCAACACCGUCGUCGUCGUGCCCCGAAUGUGGACAGACGUAGGGAGUCUCGGGGUAAGAAUCUCAUGGAUGAUUAUUUUAUCCCAAAUUCGUUAUAUCCUGCUUCUAAGUUUCGAGAAAGAUAUAGAAUGCAGCCACAUUUGUUCCAAAAAAUCAUGCAUGAUAUUUGUAAUUACGACACAUACUUCAUUCAAAAGCAUGAUGCUGUUGGAGCUUUGGGUCUUAUCCCGGAGCAAAAACUUACAGCUGCUUUGCGGAUGCUUGCUUAUGAGGCAUCUGCAGAGCAGGUGGAUGAGAUUCCAAGGAUGGGAAAAUCUACUAUCCUAGAGUGCUUGGUGAGAUUCUAUGAUGCAGUGGAAAAUUUGUACACGAGGGAGUACCUUCGCAAACCCACGCCAAGAGACCUGCAACGGCUUCUACAAAAAGGCGAGGCUCGAGGUUUCCCAGGAAUGAUAAGAAGCAUCAAUUGCAUGCACUGGCAGUGGAAGAACUGUCCUACUGCUUGGCAAGGAGAGUACGGGAAUCGGAAGGGCCAAAAAAGUAUAAUUUUGGAGGCCGUAGCUUCAUUCGACUGUUGGGUUUGGCAUGCCUUCUUCGGGGUUGCCGGAUCUCAGAAUGACCUCAAUGUCCUUAGUCAAUCCCCGGUGUUCGACGAGGUAUUGCGAGGUCAUUCCCCCCAGGUCACGUACCAAAUCAACAAUACCGUUUACUCUGGUGCGUACUACCUUGCCGACGGAAUUUAUCCUAGGAAAGACGUGGAGAGGUGUUUCGGUAUCUUGCAAGCUCGUUGGGCAAUUAUUAGAGGUGCUGCUCGGAUACUAGAUGAGGAGGUGCUGCGGAGUAUUAUGAUGAGUUGCAUCAUCCUCCACAACAUGAUUGUGGAGGAUGAGUAUGACUAUAAUGCUCCAGAGGUGUUUGAACCCGAUCCAAUGAACACAUCGUUGACAAGAAUAUAUGAAAGGCCGAUUGGACCAAAUGGACUACCACUGGAGCCCGAACCGUUACUUCGGGAUGGUCAAUUCAACAACCCCAUGAUUGAUCGGUAUCAAGAAAUGCAAUCUUCAUAUGUUCACGAGAUACGUCAAGGUGACUUGGUUGAGCACUUGUGGGAGAUGAAAGGCAAUCACAAUGGAUAA